GCCGUCCCCCUCCCGGACUAGAGACAAAUUAAAUAAAAGAUGGAGGAAGAAGUCACUGAUUUGCGGGUCCAGUCCAGCAACUUCCUUCACCAAUGGUCAUCGUCAGAUAUAGCGCGUUUUAUCCAGGCCAGAGGGGAGGCAGAGAGUCUUUUCACAGGACAACGCAACAGUUUGAUGGAGGGGUGGAAACAGGUACUCAGUUCCAUUAGCCUUGCGACCGUGGUCAGCCCACUUCAGGCCAGAAAGAAGUGGGACAACCUGGAAGAAAAGUAUUUGGAGCUGAAGUGCCCACCUAUAGGGGCAGAGACAGACAACGGGGAGGACGCAGCUGCCUCGUGGCCAUGGUACCCUGCCAUGGAUGCGCUGCUUGGCCAGAGGCACUCCAUCACACCACCCGUGCUGCGUGCCUCUAUGGCCUGCAGCUCCUCCAUGGCAGGGCCUUAUUCCACAGGUGCCAUCAUGUCCUCCCCACCACCGAGAGAGGAGAGGCAGGAAGGAAGGGGAAGGAAGCGGCGCUAUACCAUGGCUUUCCUUUUGGAGAUGAUGGAAAGAGGUCUGGCCCGGGAGGAGGAGCGUCAGCGGAAGGAGGAGGAGCGUCAGCAGAAGGUUGACGAAAGAUUGGAAAGACUGCUGACAAUUAUGGAGCGACUUGCAGAGAAAUAGAUAUAUUGAUAAUUAAACAUUUACAGCAUUAUGCUUUUUUUUUUUUUUUUAAGUACAUAUAAUGAUGACACAACAACAGAGUUCAGUUAAGUUAAAAUAACUUUAU
This is a messenger RNA of Clupea harengus (Atlantic herring), 769 nucleotides long. RefSeq lists its product as uncharacterized. The record is from RefSeq and is a predicted model, not a curated record. NCBI's taxonomy places the organism in Eukaryota, Metazoa, Chordata, Actinopteri, Clupeiformes, Clupeidae.